AUGGAGGUUGCAUAUCGCACUCGAUUAACAACAACUUUGGAUGUUACACGCUUUCUUUUGAAACAAGGUUUGCCUUUCCGUGGACAUGACGAGUCAUUGAGUUCCUCAAAUAAAGGUAACUUUCUUGAAUUGAUUGAGUGGUAUACCCAAAAAAAUGACGAGGUUGCUAAGACAAUGAAUAAAAAUGCCCCUGGAAACAAUCAAAUGAAAUCUCCAACAGUUCAAAAGGAUUUAACACGGGCUUGUGCUGCUGAAGUCACAAAUUUCAUUCUUAAUGAUAUAAAAGACAAUAUAUUUUCUCUUAUGGUUGAUGAGUGUCGAGACAUUUCAGUCAAAGAGCAAAUGGGAGUUGUUUUAAGAUACGUGAACAAACAUGGAUGUGUUAUUGAAAGAUUUAUUGCUAUUGUACAUGUGUCUGAUACUUCUGCUAUUUCUUUGAAGAAGGCUAUUGAUGAAUUGUUUGCAAAACAUAAGUUGCUAUUAUCAAGAUUGAGAGAUCAAGGAUACGACAGAGCUUCAAAUAUGCGAGGUGAGUAUAAUGGAUUGAAGGCUCUCAUAUUGAAGGAAAAUUCAUAUGCAAGGUAUGCCCAUUGUUUUGCUCACCAACUUCAACUAGUUGUUGUUGCAGUUGCUAAAAGCAAUCGAAUUGUGAGUGAUUUCUUCCAAUAUGUUACUAUGAUUGUGAAUAUUACUGGUGCUUCAUGCAAAAUAAAAGAUAAGUUUAGACAACUUGAACAUGAUAAACUUGUAGAAUGUUUGGAGAAAGGAGAUAUUGUUAGUGGUAAAGAAAAAAAUCAGGAAAUCAGUUUAAAACGACCAGGGGAUACUCGUUGGGGUUCACAUUACAUGACUAUUAUCUGUUUGAUGUCUAUGUGGACUUCUGUUUUACAAGUGCUUGAAAAUGUGUAUGAUGAUGUCACUAAUAAUGAUAAUAAUGGUAUCGUCGCCAGUUUGAUUGAUAAGAUGGAGAGUUAUGAAUUUGUGUUUGUGAUGCAUUUGAUGAAAUCUUUAUUAGGAAUCACAAAUGAAUUGUCGCUUGCCUUACAACAAAAGGAUCAAAACAUUGUACUGGCUAUCAGUUUGAUCAAGACAAUGAAAGUUCGAUUACAAAAAUUGAGAGAGGAAGGAUGGGAGAAUCUUUUGGAUGUCGUCAACAAAUUUUGUAGUAACCAUAUGGUCCCAAUACCGAAUAUGGACUAA
Molecule: messenger RNA, 1200 nt
Organism: Zingiber officinale
Lineage: Eukaryota; Viridiplantae; Streptophyta; Magnoliopsida; Zingiberales; Zingiberaceae
Product: zinc finger MYM-type protein 1-like
Exons: 1
Coding region: 1-1200 (399 amino acids)
Source: RefSeq, a predicted model, not a curated record